Lutra lutra (Eurasian river otter) is the source of this 4932-nucleotide messenger RNA. It is a transcript of the gene POU6F1, whose product is annotated as POU class 6 homeobox 1. NCBI's taxonomy places the organism in Eukaryota, Metazoa, Chordata, Mammalia, Carnivora, Mustelidae. Gene Ontology annotation, molecular function: RNA polymerase II cis-regulatory region sequence-specific DNA binding; DNA-binding transcription factor activity, RNA polymerase II-specific. The transcript has 11 exons. Gene Ontology annotation, biological process: regulation of transcription by RNA polymerase II. The coding region runs from base 1043 to 2956 and encodes 637 amino acids. The record is from RefSeq and is a predicted model, not a curated record.
CAGUCCCGGGACUCCAGGAUCAUGACCUGAGCCGAAGGCAGUUGCCCAACCAACUGAGCCAUCCAGGCGCCCUAAAAAUGUUCUUAAAAUUACAAAUAGUUUUCUUCUGGUGAAGAUACUGGUUUCUUUGAAAAGGUCUGACAGGUUUACUUCAUUCUCUACUUUAAGACAUUUUACCAUGCUGUAAUAGGGAUUAAAUGAAGAUCUUGUUUUCCUUACUCAUGAAGUGUUGCACUUAACAGGUUUUUGUCUUGAACUGCUUGUGCGGGGAGGUGCUGGGUCAGGGCCUGGGCCAGGAGAGUACUUGGUAAAGUCACCCCUGAGCUUGAUGAACGUUCCAUCUUGGAAAUGAAAUCUCUAUUUGCCUCUCCCUAAGCCGGCGCAGACAGUGCCAGGAGCACCCCCAAUGUUAUCGGCUAUUCCAUAGCUAUAAAAAGGAUUAAAGUCUUGGUAUGUGCUACAACAUGGAUAAACCUUGGGAAAAUUUUGCUAAGUGAAAGAAGGCAGACACAGAGGCCAUUUAUUGUAUGAUUCCAUUUAUAUGAAGUAUGAAGACUAGACAAAUUCAUAAAGAAAAAAGCAGACUCGUGGUUGCCAGAGGCUGGGGGUGGCAGAGAAAGGAAGUAACAGCUAAUGGGGUUUCCUUUGGGGGAUGAUGAAAAUGUCCUGGAACUAAAUCGUGGUGAUGGGUGCACAAUAUUGUAAAUCUAUUAAAUUCUACUGAGUUUGACACUUUAAAAUGGUUACCGUGGUGAAUUUUACCUCAAUCAAUAAAAUCAUAAAAAAGGAGGACCAAUCAACCCACCCAGGGUUGAAAGAGGAAGGAAAAGAUCUAGAAUCUAGAACAUGUCUCUGAAUUUACUUUCCUCAUCUGCACCCAGGUCAUAAUAAUGCCCCCUUCCCCCAGCUGGCAUGAGUAAUGAGCAGGAAUAAGUGUUACAUAAACACUUAGCAAUAGAGGCUCUCAACGUCAGUGUUAAUUGCCUACUUUUCUAUAUGUGCUAGCUGUGGGACGGCCCCCACCCAACCCUGACAAGUGACCAUGGAUCCUGGAGCCGGGCCAGAGUCAUCUCUGACUGUCAAUGAGCAGGUCAUCGUGAUGUCAGGCCAUGAGACCAUCCGCGUACUGGAAGUUGGAGUGGAUGCCCAGAUCUCAGCCGAGGAGGAGGGCAAAGGGCUAGAGGGCGUGGCUGCUGAGGGCUCCCAGAACAGAGGCCCUGGUGAAGCCAGUGAACCUGCUGGUGAAGCCAGGCCAGACAACCCAGACUCUUCUGCAGAGGCAACGGGUACGAGGCCAUCGCUCCCAUCGGGCACUGCCCUACCUGAGUCCCUUCCUCUGGCUCCUUGGAGAGCCGUGAAGUCUCUCCCGGGGAUCCCUCCGAGCCCUGCCCCUGCCGUUGCCACCUUCAGCCAAGCCCCGAGCCAGCCUCAGGCAUCCCAGACGCUGGCGCCCCUCGCUGUACAAGCUGCCCCCCAGGUCUUGACUCAGGAAAACUUAGCCACAGUUCUGACAGGAGUUAUGGUUCCAGCAGGGGCAGUUACUCAACCUCUUCUUAUCCCCAUCAGUAUUGCAGGUCAAGUGGCUGGUCAGCAGGGGCUGGCCGUGUGGACAAUUCCUACAGCAACCGUGGCCGCCCUCCCAGGACUGACAGCUGCUUCUCCCACGGGGGGAAUUUUCAAGCCACCUUUAGCCGGUCUGCAAGCAGCUGCCGUGCUGAACGCCGCGCUCCCGACACCUGUCCAAGCUGUCCCGCCGCAAGCGCCAGCACAGGCCUCGUCGCCCACCCAGCCCCGGCCAGCAGCCCCGCCCCAGACGCUGUUCCAGACCCCACCGCUGCUGCAGACCACACCUGCCAUUCUCCCGCAGCCCCCUGCUGCCACCACGACGGCCCCCACACCCAAGCCGGUGGACAACCCCCCACAGAUCACCGUCCAACCUGCGGGCUUCGCGCUAAGCCCGGGAAUUAUCAGUGCUGCUUCCCUUGGGGGACAGACCCAGAUCCUAGGCUCCCUUACUACCACUCCGGUCAUUGCCAACGCCAUCCCCAGCAUGCCGGGGAUCAGCAGUCAGAUCCUCACCAACGCUCAGGGACAGGUUAUUGGAGCCCUGCCGUGGGUAGUGAACUCGGCUAGUGUGGCAGCCCCAGCUCCAGCCCCGAGCCUGCAGGUCCAGGCUGUGACCCCCCAGCUGUUGUUGAAUGCCCAGGGCCAGGUGAUUGCGACCCUGGCCAGCAGCCCCCUGCCUCCGCCCGUGGCUGUCCGGAAGGCAAGCACGCCUGAGUCCCCCGCUAAGAGUGAGGUACAGCCCAUCCAGCCCACGCCAGCCGUGCCCCAGCCUGCGGUGGUCAUCACCAGCCCAGCCCCAGCGGCCAAGCCAUCUGCCUCUGCUCCCAUUCCAAUCACCUGCUCUGAGACCCCUACUGUCAGCCAGUUGGUAUCCAAGCCACAUACCCCAAGUCUGGAUGAGGAUGGAAUCAACUUGGAAGAGAUCCGGGAGUUUGCCAAGAAUUUUAAGAUCCGACGGCUGUCCCUGGGCCUCACACAGACUCAGGUGGGUCAGGCUCUGACUGCCACAGAAGGCCCGGCCUACAGCCAGUCAGCUAUCUGCCGGUUCGAGAAGCUGGACAUCACUCCCAAGAGUGCCCAGAAGCUGAAGCCAGUGCUGGAGAAGUGGCUGAAUGAAGCCGAACUCCGGAACCAGGAAGGACAGCAGAACCUGAUGGAGUUUGUGGGAGGUGAGCCCUCCAAGAAACGCAAACGCCGCACCUCCUUCACCCCCCAGGCCAUAGAGGCUCUGAAUGCCUAUUUCGAGAAGAACCCACUGCCCACGGGCCAGGAGAUCACCGAGAUCGCUAAGGAGCUCAACUAUGACCGGGAGGUGGUGCGGGUCUGGUUCUGCAAUCGGCGCCAGACGCUCAAGAACACCAGCAAGCUGAAUGUCUUUCAGAUCCCUUAGGGCUCAGCCCCCAGCCCUGCAUUCCAGCACUUUGUACUUUUCCCUUGGCCCCUGGCUGCAGCCACUGCCGUGACAGCACCUGUCAUUCUGCCGCGUGCAGCUGUGCUUGUCCUGGGUCAUGAGGCUCCACUGUGUGCAUGUGUGUCCACUGCCUCCCUCGGCUCCUCCACGUAUCUCACAGCAUGGAGAGGGCAGAGGGGCCCGCUGGAGAGCUCCAGGCUCCAGCCGGUCACGCCAGGGGACCCCUCCCUUAAGUGGUGUCACUUAAAGAAGCACUUUGCUAAUGUGGUUUUCCAAGGGUGAAUUCUGGUUGGGAACCAGACACUCUCCAUCCUUGGGGCAGGGCUGCAGCUGCCCCCAAAGGAUCCCUGGCCCUUAGCUCUUGUUCUUGAUGGCAUUCUCUCUCCUCGCUCUCUUCCCCUUUACUCCUGUGUGUAAGUGUGGCAGGUCCAGCCACUUGUCCCGUGGAACUGUGGAACCGCAGCCUCACCUCCCACCUUUUGCCUGCAGGCACACUGUCUCCCCAAAAGAACCCAAGAGGCACAAUUCCGAAAAGUGUGAUGAGCUGCUCGGAAGGUCAGGCUCAGUGUCUGCCUUGCCUUCAAGGUCAGAAGGUUCCCACAACCCUGGGGCCAGAACAUGGGAUCUCCUUUCCCACUCUCCCUGAUUCCUUUUGGGGAGAAAUUGCACUAAAGUGGAACCUUCUCAUUUGUAAUCCAUGUUGGAAGGAAACAGCUUUGAAACUGCAUUCAGACCAACCAAACCUUCCCGAGUGUGGUAAGAAUGAGGAGGCAGGCAGUCGCCUUGCCUGCCCCAGCCUCCCAGGAGAGAAUAUGUCUCCCAAGGGGCAGGCUCAAGUUUAAGGUUAUCUAGCCUGUCUGCAUGAGAUGAGGACCUCACCUGUGAGAGGCAUGCCUAACAAGUUUGCAGUAAGAAGAGUUAAAUACCAGGGUCAGUAAAGGGUUCAGUGGCUUACCCUUCAAUGAAUUAGAGAGAGGCAGGUUUUCACCCUCAAACACUUGCACUCAGAUAUGCUUUCUUUUUUGGGAGAGACAAGUGGGUCACAGCUGGAGCCCGGGGAGUAGCAUAUAAUCCGGGGGGGUGGGGUGGCCAGGGAGAUUCAGGAGGAUCCCAUCUGUCCCGGUCUGGGAAAGGAAAAAGAUAAUGAAGUUCUGGUCUAAAUUAGGCCUGGCCAUGCUUUCUCAGCUCCUCCCUUUUCUAAAUCUGUCUUCCCAAGGCUGGGCUAGAAUGAAACCAUUUUCUCCUCUCCGGGAAGGAUGGAUAGGUCUUUCCAAGGGACAGAAUUUUUGCAGUAUGAAUUCCCCAGGCAGGGGUUGUGGGGUGGGCACAGAGUAUCCCUGAAAUGGCCCAAGGCAGAGCUCACAGGCUCCCUGUCUCUGCUCCUGCUCUCCCACUGUCAGGUCCUCGUGGAACAGCUAUCUGUACCCGAGGUGGGUCUUUUGCUUUGUUUCUGGUAGCACCACACAAUGAAGGGGAUUUAUAUAAUGUUUGUUUUGAAAGCACCUUUCUGGACAGAAGCCAGAGCUUACACAGGAGAGAGGGCAGAGAUGAUUUAACUGUCUGCGAGUGGUAUUGUUUGUUUGGUUUUGUUUUAAAUGAAAGAAAGACUGGAACUUUUUAUAUGGCCUGGUGAACCAGCUGGGGGCUUUGACCCUGCACUCUCCACGGCACUGUAUCUAGUGGGGGACCCAGGAAAGAAUUUGGCCAGGUGGAUUGAGGAACACACUUGAAUUUGGAAUGAGAGAGACCCUGACAUUUUUUGUGUCCUUGGACCCGCUCACCUUCCUAUGUCUAGAUUAUCUUUCUGUCUCAUAGGCCAGGCUCUGACACUAAGGUUCUGACUGUCCCCUGACAAGGAGCAAAGCCUGCUGAGGGCUGGAGUGAGGGGUGGGGAGGGGAGAAUGGGGAAGAAGCACUUGAUGUAGUUGUGUGGAAUAAACAGUAUUUUUCUUUUG